AUGGAUUUCCGAAACUGCGUGUCGAGCGAGGACUACAUGUUCGAAAUAAAAAACAAUGAGCAGCUCUUUGAUGGAAGCAGAAUGGUGAGCAAUAUCAAACCGUUAUGGAGCUUCAAAGGACACGAUAACUCCAUUGAGGGAAUCCAUCUCGUGGGCGAAAAAGAAUUUGCAACAAUUUCACACGACUGUAUGGUCUCCGUGUGGUCAUUAGAUGGUGAAAAAAAGAGCGCAACGAAUGUAGUGGACGUAAAAAGUGUGACUAACGUGAAGAACAUUAAGCUGGAUAACCCGAUACUAUGUUCCAGCUACCAUGAGAAGAAGAGAUACCUGUGUACCGGAAUGACAAACAAAAAUGAAAACAUAUGCAUAAUAGAUAUGGGAGAAAAGAAGGUUAAAGAAAUAUUAGCUAGUCAAUGUAAUUCAAUUUUUUGCAUGAACUAUUUUGAUGAAAAUAAAAUUACAUAUGGAAGUAAAGAAGGAUCUAUUUGUCUAAUAGAUUUGAAUAGAAAAAAAAAUGUAUACAGAUAUGAAGAGAUAGGUGACUGUUUAAAUUACUGUACUUGUAAUGAGGAAUAUAAGGUACAUAUUUUUAGUUCCUACAAGGGGAGUAUGCUAUUUUUUGAUUUUAGACAAGCAUUACCUAUUCAUAAGAAUGGAGAUUUACACUCCAGAUAUUCUAUCAAUACUGUGUUCUCAGAUGGGAGUUCCUUGUACUCAGGAGCAUCAGAUUGUUUAGUAAAAAAAUUCGACCUACGUUUGCUUGAUGAAAAGAGGCCGCUAGAAAUAUACGUUGGACAUACUUCACCUAUUCGUUUUUUAUCUUUCUCGAGAAAAUAUGAAAAUUUCUUCUGCUCAUCAUCAGAUAAUGGCAGUAUAAAACUUUGGCAGACUGAGAAGAAUGUGGAUGGAGUGAACAGGUCAAACUUAACCACCAAAACGGUUACAGAAAGGAACAAAAAUGGAGGAAAAAAUUUCCUACAGUUGAACAAAAAAACGGUUAGAAGUAACCGAUCCAGUUCUAUCGUAUCUGAGUGCAGUUAUAGAAAACCACCUGACUUGUUCAGAAAAGAAAAUAGCAAUAGGAAUUAUGAAAAAUUGGGGAAGGUGGAACGGACUAGUAUGCUUGACACGUAUAGGAAAAGGACUUUGACUCCAAAUGUGCAGAGCAUCCAUGAUAAGAGAGUCCAAGUCAUGUCCAGGAAUGAAUUAUUUAAUAUUAUUAAAACGAAGAAUGUGAAUAGUAGGAAGGAGAUCGCGCAUAAUUUUGCGAGUAAGGUUUAUUUAGGGAAUGGAAGAGAGGGACCCACUCAGGGAGAAAUAAAAGGAGCGAGGACCUCCAGCAGGUUAAAACUACCACUGACAUCGCAGCAUAGUGCAGCCACCUCUAAGAAUAGCACCAGUUGUAGGAACUUUAAGGGGAAAAACAAAAUUAGCAUAAGUGUGUCUAAUGACUCCGCCAAGGGAGGGGGCAGCCAAUUGGAGUUGAAACCCGACCAGUUCGACAUUCCCUUCCUACUCUUCAACGAAAGCGAUUUAACCAGCAGUCAUGCGAAGAAAAUUAAAAUAAGGCACUCCACUCUGUCCAUGUUGAACCACAGGAGCCGCGUUUCCGCGAUGGUGUGGGUGGGCGACUUGGUCUUGUCUACCUCGUGGGACCAGACGGUGAAGUGUUGGGACGUUCGUGGGCACGCCGCGGAGUAG
Plasmodium cynomolgi strain B is the source of this 1701-nucleotide messenger RNA. RefSeq names its product WD domain G-beta repeat domain containing protein. The record is from RefSeq and is a predicted model, not a curated record. The coding region runs from base 1 to 1701 and encodes 566 amino acids. Gene Ontology annotation, molecular function: protein binding. Gene Ontology annotation, cellular component: preribosome, large subunit precursor. NCBI's taxonomy places the organism in Eukaryota, Apicomplexa, Aconoidasida, Haemosporida, Plasmodiidae. The transcript is spliced from 2 exons.